Molecule: messenger RNA, 757 nt
Organism: Raphanus sativus (radish)
Lineage: Eukaryota; Viridiplantae; Streptophyta; Magnoliopsida; Brassicales; Brassicaceae
Product: photosystem II repair protein PSB27-H1, chloroplastic
Exons: 1
Coding region: 90-620 (176 amino acids)
Biological process (GO): photosystem II repair; photosystem II assembly
Cellular component (GO): photosystem II; chloroplast thylakoid lumen
Source: RefSeq, a predicted model, not a curated record
AUUUUCUUCUUUCUUCGUUGCUAAACACACAAAAACUCCUCUUCACUCUCUCUCUCUCUCUCCCUUACAUCUUUCUCCGAGUCCCGACAAUGGCUUCAGCUUCAGCGACGACAGCUACUCUUCUCAAACCCAAUCCUCCUCCUCCGUCGCAUAAACCGACCAUCAUCACCGCCUCCGUAUCUCCUCCUCCACUUCGCCACACCUUCCUUCGCCGCGAUUUCCUCUCAUUAACCGCCGCAUCAACUCUAAUCCUAACGCAGACAAUUAUUCCGUUCGUAGCUCCGUCGCCGGCUUCUGCAGCGGAAGACGAAGAGUACGUGAAAGAUACGUCGGCGGUGAUCUCGAAAGUCCGGACGACGCUGUCGAUGGAGAGGACGGAUCCGAACGUGGCGGAUACGGUGGCGGAGCUGAGAGAGGCGUCGAACUCGUGGGUGGCAAAGUACAGGAAAGAGAAGGCGCUGCUGGGGAAAGCGUCGUUCAGGGAUAUGUACGCGGCGUUGAAUGCGGUGUCGGGACAUUACGUGAGCUUUGGACCGACGGCUCCGAUACCGGCGAAGAGGAAGGCGAGGAUUCUCGAAGAGAUGGAGACUGCUGAGAAAGCUCUCUCUAGAGGAAGAUAAAAUUUACAGAACAGUUUCUUCUUUCUACUUCUCCAUUUCUCGUUGAUAGAAUUUAAAUUUUCCAAAAAUGCCUAUCGAGUUAUGUACUUAAUUAUCAUUUCAUAAUAAAGGAUUCCAUUUUCUAAUUAAAAAAAAAA